CGGGAUUCAUACCAACACACCCAAUUAACAAUACCAGUCACUCUCACUCGUUUCUCUCUCUCUUUCUUUCUCUUUCUCUUUCUCUCUCAACUUGUGUUUUUUCUCUAUGCAGAAUUUCCCCAAUUUCUCCACUACCCUAUCUCUUCUGCUCCUCAAACUCCCACAUUCACACCCAGCAAUGCACGAUCUUCCGUACGAAUGCAAUUUUGAUAUUUGAUUUCCGACUUUGCCCUUUUUACCGCUGAAUUAGAAAUGCUUGAGGCAAUGGAAAGCUCAGUCAAUGGUGGGUUCUCUCAUUUGCAGAGCUGCGGAGACAGCAGCGAAGAGGAGUUAUCGGUGCUGCCACGUCACACCAAAGUGGUGGUAACCGGAAAUAACCGUACCAAAUCGGUGCUCGUUGGUCUCCAAGGUGUUGUUAAGAAAGCCGUUGGUCUAGGAGGAUGGCAUUGGCUGGUUCUUACAAAUGGUAUUGAAGUGAAGUUACAAAGAAAUGCUCUCAGUGUGAUUGAAGCACCCACGGGUAACGAGGAAGAUGAUGACCUGGAAUUUGAAAAUAUGCAGUGGAAUGGAUCUGAUAUGGCAUCCGACGACACACAGAAGUCCCACAAACCGAGGCACAGAAUGCAUAGAACAUUGGGAUCAUCUCAUCACAAGACCAUGAGUAGGUCCUUCUCUGGCGAUUCACACUCAAAGGGGUCCGUUUCUAUGCCUCAUGGGUCCGCGGUGGACUUGAGCAAACUUGAAAUGGCUGCAUUGUGGAGAUAUUGGCGACAUUUUAAUCUUGUGGAUGCGGUCCCAAAUCCAUCAAAAGAGCAGCUAGUAGACAUUGUUCAAAGGCAUUUCAUGUCGCAGCAAAUAGACGAGUUGCAAGUGAUUAUGGGAUUUGUACAAGCUGCAAAGAGGCUGAAGACGGUGUGCAAAUGAGAUGAAAUGAAGCGAGAAAUGAUAUUUGAAAAGUUCAAGUGUUUAUGCUAACAAAGAUAAUGUAUGUAAUAUCCACUUCCCAUCGUAUUAUGUUAUCGGUCAUUUGUAACUUUCUGAUAUAGUAGAGUAGGUUAGUAAUUUGAGGUUAUAGAGGUUCUUACUCUUUUGUAGCCACCCCCAGUUGUGUAGAUAUAAAUGACAUUUGCAACUGGAUCAUAGGGAAGUCUCCACGGCUUUCUUUUCAACUUGAUUCAAUGUAUUGCUGACCUGGGAAGUGGGUUUUCAGAGACCUUAAUGUGUACAUAUCUUAUUAGUUUCUUUCAACUUUUAUUUCUCCU
Molecule: messenger RNA, 1262 nt
Organism: Vigna unguiculata (cowpea)
Lineage: Eukaryota; Viridiplantae; Streptophyta; Magnoliopsida; Fabales; Fabaceae
Biological process (GO): regulation of DNA-templated transcription
Cellular component (GO): histone deacetylase complex
Molecular function (GO): transcription coregulator activity; protein binding
Source: RefSeq, a predicted model, not a curated record